This is a messenger RNA of Cariama cristata (Red-legged seriema), 1504 nucleotides long. RefSeq names its product solute carrier organic anion transporter family, member 5A1 (gene SLCO5A1). Gene Ontology annotation, biological process: transmembrane transport; sodium-independent organic anion transport. The record is from RefSeq and is a predicted model, not a curated record. The annotation marks the transcript as partial. Gene Ontology annotation, cellular component: membrane. NCBI's taxonomy places the organism in Eukaryota, Metazoa, Chordata, Aves, Cariamiformes, Cariamidae. Gene Ontology annotation, molecular function: protein binding. The transcript is spliced from 7 exons.
GUGGAGUGGAUUUCUCCUUUGUGCCAUUGCAAUGCUCCUUGUGAUAUUUCCCAUGUUUACCUUUCCGAAAAAACUCCCUCCUCGACAUAAAAAAAAGAAAAAGAAAAAGAAGAUGAACCCUGAUGAUGUUUCAAGUGAUGAUGAAGUGAUGAAAGAGAAAACAAAUAGCAAAAUACAAGCAGACAAUGCAGUUCCUGCCUCUAUGGGAUUUGGAAAGAAUGUUAAAGAGCUUCCAAGAGCAGCUGUCAGGAUCUUAAGCAACAUGACAUUCCUUUUUGUGAGUUUGUCAUACACAGCUGAGAGUGCCAUUGUCACAGCUUUUAUUACCUUCAUUCCCAAGUUCAUCGAGUCACAGUUUGGCAUCCCAGCUUCCAAUGCCAGCAUCUACACUGGUGUGAUUAUUGUCCCAAGUGCUGGUGUUGGUAUUGUCCUCGGUGGCUACAUUAUAAAAAAACUGAAACUUGGUGCGAGAGAGUCUGCAAAGUUGGCUAUGAUCUGCAGUGGUGUCUCUCUGCUGUGCUUUUCAACUCUCUUCAUUGUUGGAUGUGAAAGCAUUAAUCUAGGGGGAAUAAAUAUACCUUACACAACUGGUCCCACGCUUGCCAUGGCCCACAGGAAUCUGACUGGGAGCUGUAAUGUUAACUGUGGAUGUAAGAUUCAUGAGUACGAGCCUGUCUGUGGAUCAGAUGGAAUAACGUAUUUUAAUCCUUGCCUAGCUGGCUGCAUCAGUGGUGGAAACCAUAGCACAGGGGUAAGAAAUUACACAGAAUGUGCCUGUGUCCAGAGUCGCCAGGUGAUCACUCCGCCGACGGUGGGCCAGCGCAGCCAGCUCCGGCUGGUUAUUGUCAAAACCUACCUGAAUGAGAACGGCUACGCUGUUUCUGGGAAGUGUGAUCGAACCUGCAACACGCUUAUCCCGUUCCUGAUAUUUCUCUUCAUUGUUACCCUUAUAACAGCGUGUGCCCAGCCGUCAGCAAUCAUAGUGACACUCAGGUCUGUGGAAGAUGGGGAGCGCCCCUUUGCACUAGGAAUGCAGUUUGUUUUGUUGCGAACUCUUGCUUACAUUCCCACUCCAAUUUAUUUUGGGGCUGUUAUUGACACCACGUGCAUGCUUUGGCAACAGGAUUGUGGCGUACAAGGAUCUUGUUGGGAAUACGAUGUCACCUCAUUUCGUUUUGUCUACUUUGGCUUGGCAGCUGCUCUCAAGUUCGUGGGAUUCUUUUUUAUUUUCCUGGCCUGGUAUUCCAUUAAGUGUAAAGAAGAGCAACUGCAGAGACAGAGAUGGAGGGCUUCGCCGGUGAACACUGUGAGUGAGAUGGUUGGCCAGGCAGGACCCCAACAAAACUAUGCACGGACUAGAUCCUGCCCUACCUUCAGUUCCCGAGGAGACAUCAGUGUGGCACAAGGAAUGAACUGCGUAGCACAGACAUACCCCGGCCCUUUUUCAGAAGCAAUAAAUUCCUCAAAUGAAAACGCGUUGGAAGAAGUCACUGCUGAGAUAUAG